CUUACUGAAUUAGUGUUUUCCAACAGUAGGAGGACAUUUUUCUGUCAGCACAAAUGUCAAAAACGAAUGUCUCGGCUAUUUCAGCAGAGGAACUUCCAUUCAUCAAAGCAAUUAGAAGAGCAAAGCAUGUUACUGAAGCUGAGCAGUGUGAUUCUACUCAUCAUCCAGAGCGAUACAGAAAGUACACGGGUCAUUGGUGAAUGCAGGACUGUGGUACAGGGGGAGGAUGUGGACUUAUACUGCAGACUGAUAGAGACAACUGAGGACCUCGAACAGAUCACAUGGCAGAAAAGUACUUUGGAAGAAACACAGAACCAUAAUUUUAUGCUGAUUAAUCCCAAUGGGGUUACUAAAUUCAUUGCACCGAAUGGAUUGAGUGGUAGAGUCCAGUUUAUUGGGAACCCAUCAGAAAACCUUGGAUCUAUUAGAAUAACUGCUGUCAGACUGUUGGAUGAAGGCACCUUCACAUGUAUCUUCAGUGUUUUCCCCAGUGGAACAUACACUACAGAGAUACCUCUGACUGUGCUAGUUCCUCCAGUAGUGAGUGUGACAGUUGAUGUUCCUCCUGUCACUGGGGAAAAUGAGGUUGUCUUGGCAACCUGUGUGGCUGCUGGUGCCAAGCCACAGGCAGAAGUGACAUGGAAGACGGGUGCAUUUGGCAGUUUGUUGAGGACAGUGACUAACUUCACACAGCACACCAAUGGAACCACCACAGUACUCAGCCACCUGCUUGGGUUGCCAACCAGAGCAGCCAAUCAGCAGCAGGUCCAGUGUGUGGUCAACCAGUCUGCCCUGGCAACAGAAAGGAGCUACAACUACAACUUAGACAUCCACUAUCCACCUCAGACUGUGAACAUCACACUUAGUGAGGCCUCUAAAACCACAGUCUUCCUAUGUGUAGCAGAUGGCAACCCACAACCCAGCUACACCUGGAGCAGAGUGGUCCAGCCAUGGCCUGAGUCUUCAGUGAAAGCUGAGGGAGACAUACUGCAAUUCCUCAGUCUCAGCUCUGAGUUGAAUGGUCUUUAUGUCUGUGAGACCUCCAACCCCUACGGACAGGCAACUGGCUCCCUCUAUGUACACACAUCCUCUGGUACACGGGUCAUUGGUGAAUGCAGGACUGUGGUACAGGGGGAGGAUGUGGACUUAUACUGCAGACUGAUAGAGACAACUGAGGACCUCGAACAGAUAACAUGGCAGAAAAGUACUUUGGAAGAGACACAGAACCAUAAUUUUUUGCUGAUUAAUCCCAAUGGGGUUACUAAAUUUAUUGCACCGAAUGGAUUGAGUGGUAGAGUCCAGUUUAUUGGGAACCCAUCAGAAAACCUUGGAUCUAUUAGAAUAACUGCUGUCAGACUGCUUGAUGAAGGCACCUUCACAUGUAUCUUCAGUGUUUUCCCCAGUGGAACAUACACUACAGAGAUACCUCUGACUGUGCUAGGUAAGAACUCUUCCUUCACUCUUUGCAGCAUUGUUUCUACUUUUGACGGUGUAGAAUGACCGUAUGUGAUAAUCAAUACUAGAAAGCCAAACAGUUGGUAGUUUCAAUAUUCAAGUGAAGCAAGAGCAGAGCCCUCAUCUACAGGUUUUGCUUUUUCCACACUUAGAAAAAGGGUGCUAAAUGGAUUCUUUCCAGAGGGAUACGAUUCGACCUAUAACCUUUUCAUCCUAAAAUCCUUUUUUGGAAGAAUUCGUUAUUUGAUGAGUAUUUGAAAGGCAAGAAUGUUUCUACACAGAAACUCUUCUGAAUUUGAAUAAGAAUGUUUAUUUUUUUUAAAUUCUUACCAUAAAAUAACGCCUGAGCGUUAGUGUUAAUCUCAUUACUUAAACUUUAACAUCAGGAGUUCCAGUAAUCUGAUAAAUGUUUAAAGAUGUUUUAAACUGUACCUACAGUGUAAGGGAAUAUUUGUGCAUAUGAUUUGUGAAAUUAUUCUCUUAAUCAUAUAACAAAUACAAUAUUGACUGUUUAUGUUUUUGCCAUGAUUUUUGUGUUUCAAACUAGUAUUUUUGAAUGUUUUUGGAUUUUCAGACAUUAUUUCCUAAAGGACUUUAUGAUGAAAUGCCUAUGUAUGUUAUGUUGUGAAUUUGAACAUGAAUUAUGUGCCUAUUUAAGAUUACUCCUUCAUCUUGUGCGGGAUCGUUUUCCUUCAUCUUGUUCAACUGUUGCCAUGCACCGGCAAAAAAGAUUGGUCUGAUGUGCGAGUUUCUUUUGAAUUUUGAGCAUCUACUUUUUUUUAAAUCCACCUUUUUUUCAAUUUUAUCCACCUUUCCAGAAACAAGUCUCUCACCGUUGCCGCUUGCUAUAGACCACCCUCUGCCCCCAGCUGUGCCCUGGACACCAUAUGUGAACUGAUUGCCCCCAUCUAGCUUCAGAGCUCAUGCUGCUAGAUGACCUAAACUGGGACAUGCUUAACACCCCAGCCAUCCAACAAUCUAAGCUGGAUGCCAUCAAUGUCUCAAAAAUCGUCAAUGAACCCACCAGGUACAACCCCAAAUCCGUAAACACGGGCACCCUCGUAGGUAUCAUCCUAACCAACUUCCUCUCCAAAUAUACCUCUGUUGUUUUCAAACCAAGAUCUCAGCAAUCAUUGCCUCAUUGCCUAUAUCCGUAAUGGGCCUGCGGUCAAACGACCACCCCUCAUCACUAUCAAACGCUCCCUAAAAAACAUUUCAGCGAGAAGGCCUUCCUAAUCGACCUGGCCCGGGAAUCCUGGAAGGACAUUGACCUCAUCCCGUCAGUAGAGGAUGCCUGGUCAAUAUUUAAAAGUGCCUUCCCUGCCAUCUUAAAUAAGCAUACCACAUUUAAAAAAUGUAGAACCAGGAAAAGAUAUAGCCCUUGGUUCUCUCCAGACCUGACUGCCCUUGACCAGCACAAAAAGAUCCUGCGGCGUUCUGCAUUACCAUCGAAAAGCACCCGUGAUAUGCAACUUUUCAGGGAUGUUAGGAAAUAAUAUUCACAGGCAGUUAGGAAAACCAAGGUUAGCUUUUUCAAGCAGAAAUUUGCAACACUGUCACCACCGAUAAAUCCACAAUAAUUGAGAAUUUCAAUAAGCAUUUUUCUAGGGCUGGCUAUGCUUUUCUACGACUGGCUACUCCCCACUGCAACUCGCCUAAGCCUCCCCAUUUCUCCUUCACCCAAAUUCAGAUAGCUGAUGUUUUUAAGGAAUGCAAAACCUGGACCCAUACAAAUCAGCCGGGCUUGACAAUCGGUACUCUCUUUUUAAAAUGAUCUGGCCAAAAUUUUUGCAACCCAUAUUACUAGCCUGUUCAACCUCUCUUUCUUAUCAUCUAAGAUUCCCAAAGAUUGGAAUGCUGCCUCGGUCAUCCCCCUCUUCAAAGGGGGAGACACUCUAGACCCAAAUUGCUACAGACCUAUAUCUGUCCUACCCUGCCUUUCUAAGGUCUUCGAAAGUCAAGUCAACAAACAGAUUACCGACCAUUUCCAAUCCCACCGUACCUUCUCCGCUAUGAAAUCUGGUUUCAGAGCUGGUCAUGGGUGCACCUCAGCCAUGCUCUAGGUCCUAAACGAUAUCAUAACCGCCAAUGAUAAGAGACAUUACUGUGUAGCCGUAUUCAUCAACCUGGCCAAGGCUUUCGACUCUAUCAAUCACCACAUUCUUAUUGGCAGAUUCAACAGCCUUGGUUUCUCAAAUGAUUGCCAUGCCUGGUUCACCAACUACUUCUCUGAUAGAGUUCAGUGUGUCAAAUCAGAGAGCCUGUUGUCCGGACCCCUUGCAAUCUCUAUGGGGGUGCUGCAGGGUUCAAUUCUUGGGCCGACUCUCUUCUCUAUAUACAUCAAGGAUGUUGCUCUCGCUGCUGCUGAUUCUCAGAUAAACCUCUAAGCCGACGACACCAUUAUGUAUACAUCUGGCCCCUCUUUGGACACUGUGUUAACUAACCUCCAGACGAGCUUCAAUGCCAUACAACUCUCCUUCCAUGACCUUCAACUGCUCUGAAAUGCAAGUAAAACUAAAUGCAUGCUCUUCAACCGAUCACUGCCCACACCUGCCCCCCCAUCCAGCAUCACUACUCUGGACGGUUCUGACUUAGAAUUUGUGACAACUACAAAUACCUCAGUGUCUGGCUAGACUGUAAACUCUCCUUCCAGACUCACAUUAAACAUCUCCAAUCCUAAAUUAAAUCUAGAAACAUCUUCCUAUUUCGCAACAAAGCAUCUUUCACUCAUGCUGCCAAACAUAACCUCUUAAAACUGACCAUCCUACUGAUCCUUGACUUCGGAGAUGUCACCUAUAAAAUAGCCUCCAACACUCUACUCAAGCCGGUGUAGUACGAUUCAAAUUGGAUGCAGUCUAUCACAGUGCCAUCCGAUUUGUCACCAAAGCCCCCAUAUACUACCCAAUAUGGUGCAGUCCAUGAAGAGGAGAACACUGCUGUUGGCCACACCAGAUACUGACUGUUACUUUUGAUUUAGACCCCUUUUUGUUCAGGGACACAUUAUCCCAUUUCCAUAUUUCAUAUGGAAAGAAGUAUGUUCAAUAGGAAAACCGAUAUUAGCAGGUGCGUUUUAUCUUCAUCGCGCGCGCAUACACACAUUUCCAAUAGUGUGUCCCAGUACUAAAAGUAAUUAUUCUUACUCGUUUUGGAAUAAACAAGCCUGAAAUGUAUUUACCACCCCAGACGGAUUCUGGAACUUAGACCGCACUCAGUCAGCUGAAAAAUGAAAAAAGCAAACUGGAAAACGCCAAGCUAGAAGCAGUGCUCCUACUGGCUGGGGACAUUAAAGCAGGAAAACUGAAAUCAGUCUUACCUAAUUUCUAUCAGCAUGUUAAAUGUGCAACCAUAGGAAAAAAAACCCAAGACCACCUUUACACCACACACAGAGAUGCAUACAAACCUCUCUCUUGCCCUCCAUUUGGCAAAUCUGAACAUAAUUCCAUCCUCCUGAUUCCAGCAGGAAGCACCAGUGACUCGGUCAAUAAAGAAGUGUCAGAUGACGCAGAUGCUAAGCUACAGGAAUCUUUUGCUAGCGCAGACUGGAAAAUGUUCAGGGAUUCUUCCGAUGGCAUUAAGGAGUACACCACAUCAGUCACCGACUUCAUCAAUAAGUUCAUCAAUGAGAUCAUCCCGACAGUGACUGUAUGUACAUACCCUAACCAGAAACCAUGGAUUACAGGCAACAUCCACACUGAGCUAAAGAGUAGAGCUGCCGCCUUCAAGGAGCGGGACUCUAACCCGGACGUUUAUAAGAUAUCCCGCUAUGCCCUCAGACUAACCAUCACAGGCAACGCGCCAAUACAGGACUAAGAUUGAAUCGUACUACACCGGCUUCGACGUUCGUUGGAUGUGGCAGGGCCUGCAAACUAUUACAGACUACAAAGGGAAGCACAGCCGCGAGCUGCCCAGUGACACAAGCCUACCAGAUGAGCUAAAUCACUUUCAUGCUCGCUUCGAGGCAAGCAACACUGAUGCAUGCAUGAGAACAUCAGCUGUUCCGGACGACUGUGUGAUCACGCACUCCGUAGCCGACGUGAGUAAGACCUUUAAACAGGUCAACAUUCACAAGGCCUCUGGGGCAGACGGAUUACAAGGACGUGUGCUCUAGGCAUGCGCUGACCAACUGGCAGGUGUCGUCACUGACAUUUUCAACAUGUCCCUGAUUGAGUCUGUAAUACCAACAUGUUUCAAGCAGAACACCAUAGUCCCUGUGCCCAAGAACACUAAGGAAACCUGCCUAAAUGACUACAGACCUGUAGCACUCACGUCGGUAGCCAUGAAGUGCUUUGAAAGGCUGGUCAUGGCUCACAUUAACACCAUUAUCCCAGAAACCCUAGACCCACUCCAAUUUGCAUAACGCUCAAACAGAUCCACAGAUUAUGCAAUCUCUAUUGCACUCCACAUUGACCUUUCAAAUCAAAUCAAAUUUUAUUCAUCACAUGCGCCGAAUACAACAGGUGUAGGUAGACCUUACAGUUAAAUGUUUACUUAUGAGCCCUUACCAACAUUGCAGUUUCAAAAAAAGUAGAUAAGAAUAAGAAAUAAAUGUAACAAGUAAUUAAAGCAGAAGUAAGAAGUAAAUAACAACAGCGAGACUAUAUACAGUGGGGUACAGGUACAGAGUCAGUGUGCGGGAGCACCGGUUACUUGAUGUAAUAUGUACAUAUAGGUAGAGUUAUUAAAAUGACUAUGCAUAGAUGAUAACAACAGAGAGUAGCAGCGGUGUAAAAGAGGGGGAGAGGGGGGGGCAAUGCAAAUAGCCUGCCAUCCAGGACCUCUAUACCAGGCAGUGUCAGAAGAAGGCCCUAAAAAUUGUCAAAGACCUCAGCCACCCCAGUCAUAGACUGUUCUCUCUGCUACCGCAUGGCAUGGCAAGCGGUACCGGAGCGCCAAGUCUAGGACCAAUAGGCUUCUCAACAGCUUUUACCCCCAAGCCAUAAAACUCCUGAACAUGUAAUCAAAUGGCUACCUGGACUAUUUGCAUUGUCACCCGCCCCCCCCCCGCCCCCGCCCCCGCCCCCCGCCAACACCUCUUUUACGCUGCUGCUACUCUCUGUUUAUCAUCUAUGCAUAGUCACUUUAACUAUACCUACAUGUUUAUAUUACCUCAAUUAGCCUGACUAACCGGUGUCCCCGUACAUGAACUCUGUACCGGUACCACCUGUAUGUAGCCUCACUACUGUUAUUUUUACUGUCAUUUUACUGUUUUUUAUUUCUUUACAUUUCUAUUGUUUACCUAUUACCUAUUUUGUACUUAAAAACUGCACUGUUGGUUAGGGCUUGUCUGUAAGCGUUUCAGUGUAAGGUCUGUUGUAUUCGGCGAAUGAGACAAAUAAAAACUGCAGAGCAGAGAAGGUUGUAUCCCCCAUAUAAAUAACAUUCUAUUGGUUGCAAGAAUUUUGUAUAAUAAUUUAAAAUAAAAAAUUACAUGUUUUGAA
Messenger RNA from Oncorhynchus keta (chum salmon), 6893 nucleotides. Its product is annotated as nectin-1-like. Lineage: Eukaryota; Metazoa; Chordata; Actinopteri; Salmoniformes; Salmonidae. The record is from RefSeq and is a predicted model, not a curated record. Gene Ontology annotation, cellular component: adherens junction. Bases 67 to 1500 code for a protein of 477 amino acids. Gene Ontology annotation, biological process: heterophilic cell-cell adhesion; homophilic cell-cell adhesion. The transcript is spliced from 7 exons.